UCGAGGGAAGGAGUUGUGUUUUCCGUUCUUUUAUUUUAACGGUUUGUUGACAAUUAUUUAUAAACGUAUAAAUUAACUAACUUAAAUAGUGUGUGAACAUUAACUUGAUUCCUGUGGUGGAUUACAAAGUGAACCGUUAACGAUGGCUACGCAGCCAGAAGUCGGUGUGUCCGACUUUGUCCUACUGGACAAUUUGACCGCCGAUACCUUUAUUGAAAAUUUGCAUUUGAGAUUUCAACACAACAAAAUCUACACAUACAUCGGCGAGGUGCUGGUGUCGGUGAACCCGUACCGCACGCUGGACAUCUAUGGCGCGCAGCAGAUGGCGCAGUACAGGGGGCGGGAGAUGUUUGAAGUACCUCCACACGUUUACGCUGUCGCUGAUGCCUGCCAGAGGGUGCUGAGGCAGCAGGGUAAAGACACAUGCGUGUUGAUCUCGGGCGAGUCAGGCUCGGGAAAGACGGAGGCGUCAAAGUUUAUAAUGAAAUACAUCGCCGCAAACACCACACAGGUUCACAGGGACUAUAUUGAUAGGGUAAAAAACGUCUUAAUCCAGUCAAAUUCGAUUCUGGAGACGUUCGGUAAUGCGAAGACGAAUCGCAACGACAACUCAUCGCGUUUCGGCAAGUACAUGGACAUUCACUUCGACUACAAGGGCGACCCGGUCGGGGGCCACAUCAGCAACUAUCUCCUGGAGAAGAGCAGAGUCGUCAGCUUGCAGCCAGGCGAGAGGAACUUCCAUUCCUUCUAUCAGUUGCUAAGUACCAACAACGCUCAGACAAAGAAGUACGGGUUAGCAUCGAGUGCGGUCUACAAGAUCCUCGGCAGCGAGCGCGCGACGGCGCAGGACUCCAAGCUCUUCUCCGUCACCAACAGUGCCUUCAACGCUCUUGGCUUCUCACAGACAGUCGUCGACGAAAUAUGGAGUAUAGUGGCUGGAGUUAUAUUGUUGGGCGAGCUAACGUUCUCGGAGGGUCAAGCCGGGCAGCUGAGUAUCGGCGGGCCGCUGGGCGCGUGCGUGUCGGCGCUGGGCGUGUCGGAGGGCUCGCUGCGCGGCGCCAUGGCGGGCCGCGUGCUGGCGGCGGGCGGGGACCUCGUCAACAAGGAGCACUCGCUCAGCGACGCCAACUACACCAGGCUCGCGCUCGCUAAGGCUGCCUAUGAUAGGCUGUUUACGUGGAUCGUGCAGCAGAUUAACAAAGCCAUCGACGUGCCCCAAGGAACAUACAAGAGCACAUUAAUAGGCGUGCUGGACAUCUACGGCUUCGAGAUAUUCGAGACGAACAGCUUCGAACAAUUCUGUAUCAACUACUGCAAUGAGAAACUUCAACAGUUGUUUAUUGAGCUGGUGCUAAAGCAGGAGCAAGAAGAAUACGCCCGUGAAGGCAUCCAGUGGACGCCGGUGAAGUACUUCAACAACCGCGUCAUCUGCGAGCUGGUGGACGCGCCGCAUCAGGGGAUCAUCGCUAUCAUGGACGAGGCCUGCCUCAAUCCUACUAAGAUAUCAGAUCAGCAGCUACUAGAAGCGAUGGACAGACGUCUCAAUGGCCACAAGCACUACACAUCACGUCAACUCUCUCCUACCGACAAGAAACUAAAACAUGGCGUCGACUUUAGAAUUACUCACUACGCGGGCGACGUGACCUACGCUAUCUCUGGCUUCAUGGACAAGAACAAGGACUCGCUGUGGCAGGACCUCAAGCGCCUGCUGCACUCCUCCAGCAACCGCUCGCUGUCCGACAUGUGGCCAGAGGGCGCCACCAACAUACAGAAGACUUCCAAGCGGCCUCCAUCAGCGGCGACCCUGUUCCGCAACUCGAUGUCCGCUCUGGUGUCGGGGCUGCAGAGCAAGGAGCCCUUCUACGUGCGCUGCGUCAAGCCCAACCCGCUGCAGACGCCCAACACCUGGGACGACCAGCUCGUCCGUCACCAAGUGGCCUACCUGGGCCUGGUGGAGAACGUGCGCGUCCGCCGCGCGGGCUUCGCGUCCCGCCAGCGCUACGACCGCUUCCUGAAGCGCUACAAGAUGCUGUCGCAGUACACGUGGCCCAACUUCCGCGGGAACUCCGACAAGGACGCCGUCAUGGUGCUGCUCCGGGACCUGCAUGUCACCGACGUGCAGUUCGGACACACCAAGCUGUUUAUUAGGAGCGCGAAGACCCUGCACAGCCUAGAAGCCGCCCGCGCAGAGCUGAUCCCGUCUAUCGUGGUGCUGCUGCAAAAGCUGUGGCGCGGGACUGUAGCCCGCAUGCGGUACAAGAGGAUGAGGGCUGCGCUCGUUAUCUUCCAUGCUUGGAGACGGUGUCGCUGCCGGCGCUACAUCAGCGCGCUGCAGCGGGAGCUGGCGGCCCAGCACAACACGAUCCGCACGUGGCCGGCGGCGCCGCGCGGCGUGCGCGUGUCGCUGCUGCAGGCGGGCUACCGGCGCUGGCGCGCGUGGCUGACGCUGGCGCCCAUCCCGCGCGCGCAGUGGCCGCAGCUCAAGAUGAAGAUCUGCGCCGCCAGCGCACUGCGCGCGCGCCGCCCGCAGUGGGGGCAGGCCCGCCAGUGGCUGGCCGACUACCUCGCCAUAGACAACUACAACCCGAAGGCUGCGACAUACAAGGCGCAGAUCGCCUCCCUGCAGAGGUCGCAGCAGGUGGGCCGGCCCCUGUUCUCGUGUCGCAUCCACAAGUUCAACCGCUUCAACAAGCUAGCGGAGCGCUGUCUGCUCAUCACCGAGUCCGCGAUAUACAAACUGGACGCCAGUACCUUCAAGCCGCUCAAGAAACCCACCUCUAUUACUGAGGUGGGAGCAAUCCGCAUAAUGAGUACGGACGUGCAGCUGGUGGUGAUCAGCAUCCCGUCCGCUAAGAAUGACCUGGUGGUGGGGCUGGUGGCGCCCACGCCCACGCCGCCCACCGCGCCCGCAGACCUGGUGGGAGAGCUGCUGGGCGUGCUCGCUAAUAGAUACCAUAUGCUCACGGGUCAGGAGCUGGUAGUGGAGGUGGAGAGCGGCGCCACGACGCGCUGCACGCUGGGCGGCAAGACGCGCGCGCUGCAGCUGCCCGCGCACGCCGCGCAGGCCGGCCACGCCGCGCCCGCCGCGCCCGCCGCGCACGACACGCACGCGCCCUUCACGCACGCGCACAACGUCAUCACCUACCAUCCCGCCUCCGCGCGCGCGUAAUCGUGCGUGUCAAAGCUGACCAUACGUAACAGUGUCCAAUAAUACGUAUUGACAAUAUCAAAUGAGCAUUUAGUUCCAAAUCUUUAGGAAUGAAUAAAAACGUUUUAUAUGACCAUAUUCUACAAUAUAUUAAGAAACUUUGUCCAAGAAUAACAUAACACACAUCCAAAAAUAAAAUUACUUCAAUGAAUGUUAAUUUUAAUGAUAAUUUAAAUAAAAACCAUGUAUGUAGAGUACUUAGAAUGUUGUGAUAGAACAAAUACAAAACAAAAAGGGCCUUAAUAUCGAUGUAUGUAUAUGAGUGCAAACUAAAAUGAACCUUAUUGACAAACCUCUAAGAUACAACGUCGAAAAAGUGACGAACAAAGUUUAAAUGAUUUCAAAUAAUUCAUUAAAUUGCAUUAAACAUGGCUAAUAAUUAAACUGUGAAAAUUUCCGCAUAUAAAUGAUUUCUAGUUCAUAAACCAGAGAGGCCUUUAAUUUAAAAUGUGUGAUGAAACAAAAAAAUGUGGUUCACCGUAAUCACGGCAUAAUGUUAGGUUAAAAUGGUUAUAUAGUGUUAGUGACAUCAUAGUAUAGUCUAAAUAUGGUAUUAGUAUAUCAAACCCUGUCCAUAUAAAGACGUAAAGAAGGUUUACUUAAAAGAAAGUGCAAUUCCUUUUGAAUUUUAGAAUUUUAAAAACAAACCCUUCGCUACGAUCCCUGGUGGAAUCACAGCGAUAAAGUUGUCAGAUUAUGGGUUAGUAGAAUCAAGAUAGGCGUCUGUCCGUCUGUGAGGGAUGCUAACCGAACAAAUCUGUCCCAUAAAACUGCAUUGCAAUCGUGGAAGAGAGAUACCUAUCUACACCAUGUAGUGCCCUGUCUCGCUUUUACAACUUGAGUCAGUGGUAGGCGUUCUGAACUGAGAAGAAAGUUCGAAAAUUUCUGUUAAUGAACAAAAACCGAUGUCAAACUAAUAAUUUAUAGUUGUUUAAUGACAAACGGCCUUAGAAUGGACUGAUGUUGCAUUUGAAGCGGCCUUAUAUUAUAUAGAUUUAAGAUUAAGUACCUUAUUAACUUAUUGAGAUGUUAACGAUAGUUUUAUUACAUUCGAUGAAUUAGUUUGUUAUUUUCAUUUGGUUUUUCAUAAUGGCAAUGUUAUGAGCUACUAGUUGAACCCGCGACUUCGUCUGCGUUGAAUUUAACAAAAAAAAACUUUGUUACUUUAGUAAGAAAAUAAAUGAAGACAGACAAAAAAAUUACGAAACAUUGAAGCUUUUUCAUGAACUACCGUUCUACGUUCGACACAACAUUUUAGACAAUCUUAGUCCCCUGAAAAAGCUGACGCAUUUGUUUUGUACCUUAUAAUGUUGCCAUCAUAAAUUACAGUAUAUAAUACGUGCCUUAAAUAUUACGUUAAUUAUUUUUUGAUGAUUUUUUUUAACUAGUAUAAAGACAUCACAUGAUAUACACAAUUGUAAAUAUGAUUAUUUAAUAAUAAUUAUAAAUAAUUGCACAUUUACAUUAUUAUGAAAUAAUAAAUUGUACAGUCAUUAAAUAAUGUUGAACAAUUAUUAUGUGGUACUAAAAUAAUGGUAACUUGCAUUUGGUAGCAAGAACGGCAUAAUACGAGUCAUAUAUUUAUGCUAGUAGAGACAUCUCGGCGUUAGUUUAACGUUUGUCGGGAUGAGAUGGAAUAGCUGUUUUUUAUGUACCUUAUGGUUUUAAUCUCGCGGUAGAAGAAUAUUUUAACCUUUGUUAUCAAAUACUCCUUGAUUUUUCAUUGUUAAAUCAUCGUCACAGUAGAGAUAAGGAUUGAUUCUUAUGCAUUAACUAUGUAACACUGAAGUAUUCAAAACAUUCAAAUUACAAUAUUAUAGUGUGCCCAGAAUAUCCGAGGAGAAAAGAAGAUCUAAGAAAACGUGAUUUGGAACAAAUAUUUGUAGACCAAAUGUCUGUUUUGUGUGGGAAUUUGAAGAACUUUAAAGCAACACUUUCUAAUUAGUGUUACCAGUAAUGUUUUGUGUUGCCAGCUUAAUACAAAAAUAUAUAUUCUUCUACCGUGAUAUUAUUAUAAAAAUGUGAUGAUAAUAACGCACAGUGAUUAUAUUAUUUAUUAAUUUAGUUCAGUAUUACAUUUUAGAGUUAUAACAAAACGAGGUUUGCUUUGCCACGGAAUUUUAACAAUUAUUACGCUGGUUGUGUUAGGUUGUAUAUUAUUAUUUUUAGAUUUGAAAGAUCGUGGCACCUUAAAUUGACCAAAAAAACUGUUUCAAAUAAACCAUGAUUUGAUGGCAUAAUAAAGUGAUAUACGUAAUAUCAGGUAGUUGUUAAAAUUCUGUGCUAAGCUCAGCCUUAGAUGUUAACAGCGAGUUAUUCUAGUUAUUUCGUAUGUAUAUAGAUGUUAUUAUUUGUAACGAGUGAUCGUACGUGCCUUGUUGUGGUGCCAUGAGAUUCGCAGUGUGUUGAUUAAAAUAAUUUUACACUUUAA
Molecule: messenger RNA, 5639 nt
Organism: Trichoplusia ni (cabbage looper)
Lineage: Eukaryota; Metazoa; Arthropoda; Insecta; Lepidoptera; Noctuidae
Gene: Myo31DF
Product: myosin-IA
Exons: 17
Coding region: 143-3169 (1008 amino acids)
Biological process (GO): actin filament organization; vesicle transport along actin filament
Cellular component (GO): myosin complex; plasma membrane; vesicle
Molecular function (GO): actin filament binding; microfilament motor activity; ATP binding
Source: RefSeq, a predicted model, not a curated record